This is a messenger RNA of Megachile rotundata (alfalfa leafcutting bee), 1845 nucleotides long. RefSeq names its product Histone acetyltransferase Tip60 (gene Tip60). Gene Ontology annotation, cellular component: NuA4 histone acetyltransferase complex. Gene Ontology annotation, molecular function: histone H4K16 acetyltransferase activity. The record is from RefSeq and is a predicted model, not a curated record. Lineage: Eukaryota; Metazoa; Arthropoda; Insecta; Hymenoptera; Megachilidae. Gene Ontology annotation, biological process: double-strand break repair via homologous recombination; regulation of DNA-templated transcription.
CGCGUCAGUGCCGUGAACGCUUCAAAACAAAAUCGUGUUUGGUGGAACGUUUUAUUCAUUUGUGAUUGAAAUGAUCGAUGAACACGACGAACGUGAUACGAUAUGCGACUCAGUGAAUUCAUUGGUGGAAGGCUGUCGUUUACCGGUUAAAAUGCUUGGAACAAACGAUUGGCCUCUUGCUGAAAUCAUCAGUGUUAAAGAAGUACACGGUGUCAAGUGUUAUUAUGUUCACUAUGUAGAUUUCAAUAAACGAUUAGAUGAAUGGGUUAUGGAAGAUAGUUUGGACACGAGGAAAGUCCAAUAUCCUCGUCGAGAUGGAACCACACCAGGAACUGGUGCAGCCACGCCAAAAAAACAAGUUCCCAGUAGACCUCCUAGUCCUAGCAGUCUCAGUAAUGAACCAGUUAAUGGUACCGCCGUGUUACAAGCGGCGUUGCAAAAGAAAAUAUCUAGAAAAAGGAAAGCAGCAUUUAUAGAGAACGAUGAUUCUCAAGAUGGACCGCCGCAAACACCUGGUCCAAGGCCAACAGGUUCAUUAGUUGCUCAUCAUCACGAUGACAUUGUUACGAGAAUGAAGAACGUAGAACUGAUAGAAUUAGGCCGUCAUAGAAUAAAACCUUGGUAUUUUAGUCCUUAUCCCCAAGAAAUGGUGAACCUCCCUUGUAUAUAUAUCUGUGAAUUCUGUUUGAAGUACAGAAAAAGUCGGAAAUGCUUGGAAAGGCAUCUGGCCAAAUGCAAUCUAAGGCAUCCGCCUGGUAACGAAAUAUACAGAAAAGGAUCCAUAUCGUUUUUCGAAAUUGACGGCCGAAAGAACAAGAAUUAUGCACAAAAUCUCUGUCUAUUAGCAAAAUUAUUCUUGGAUCAUAAAACACUUUACUACGAUACAGAUCCAUUUUUGUUCUACGUAAUGACAGACUUUGAUAGUAGAGGAUUUCACAUAGUUGGUUAUUUUUCAAAAGAGAAAGAAUCAACGGAGGACCAUAACGUGGCAUGCAUUCUUACACUGCCUCCUUAUCAGAGAAGAGGUUACGGCAAACUCUUGAUAGAAUUCUCCUACGAAUUAUCGAAAUUCGAGGGUAAAACUGGCUCACCCGAGAAACCGUUGUCCGAUCUGGGAUUACUGUCUUACAGAAGUUAUUGGGCGCACACGAUAUUGGACAUUUUAUUGAACAUAAAGCCGCUAGUCGAGAACGAGAAGCCCCAGAUAACGAUAAGCGAAAUAUGCGAGCUGACGUCGAUUAAGAAAGAAGAUGUGAUAUGGACGCUACAGAAUUUGAAUCUCAUUAAUUACUACAAAGGACAAUAUAUUGUUACAUUGAAUAGGGAGAUUAUCGAGCAACACGCAGCCGCGAUGGAAAAGAGGCAGAUCAGAAUAGAUCCUAAGUGUCUUCAUUGGACACCAAAAGACUGGAGUGUUAGGGCAAAAUGGAACCCAGGACUAUUAUAUGAUUAGCGAAUAUACGAACGAAAUAAAAACUGUACAUAUAACGUACCUCGUCCGUGAGGUAUACCGUUUCGAAUAAGACUGUAUCAGGCUUUGCACGCGAUUGCAAUGGUCUAAAAACGAAAAAAAAAAGAAGUAAUUUUCAUGAAAGCACGCAUAUCUCGGUUCGAUCAAUCACGUAAUUUAUGGGACAACCGUGAUUAGCGAGUUUUAACAUGAGAACAAUAUAUGUAUAUCUGUUAAAUACGGCUGGCUUUGCGUCCUAGAGUCAGAAGCAAUGUUUUAAUAUGGUGACUAGAAUUUUUGUAAAAAGUUCGCAAUACGUGUUUGCGAAUCAGCGAUUUGUACAGGUACAUAAACCGAUCUUGUAGAAUUGUAAAUAAAUCUGAUUUUAUAACGUG